This is a messenger RNA of Ziziphus jujuba (common jujube), 590 nucleotides long. RefSeq names its product cytochrome b-c1 complex subunit 6-1, mitochondrial. The coding region runs from base 223 to 432 and encodes 69 amino acids. Gene Ontology annotation, biological process: mitochondrial electron transport, ubiquinol to cytochrome c. The record is from RefSeq and is a predicted model, not a curated record. The transcript is spliced from 5 exons. Lineage: Eukaryota; Viridiplantae; Streptophyta; Magnoliopsida; Rosales; Rhamnaceae.
GUAUUAUAGUGCAUGUAGAAUUCUCCCAGAGUCCGGCCCAAAGAAGCCCGGCCUGUUAGAAACCUUUUCUCUGGUCAGUCGUCUCUAUUACAUGGCUAUGAAGCAUUGCUUUGCGGCAAAGUCGACUAUUUCUGUUUGUAAUCGCACAUACAAGCAAAACCUCAAGACGUUUGGGCUUUGAGACAGUCAAUUUUUGCAUCAUAAUCAUUUUCAUCCUUCUCAAUGGCGGACGAGGAACUUGUUGAUCAGAAGAAGGAUCUUGAGGAUUCUUGCCAACCUAAAUGUGUUAAGCCGCUGCUUGAAUAUCAGGCAUGUGUCAAGAGGAUAGAUGGUGAUGACACUGGUAACAAACACUGCACCGGCCAAUAUUUCAACUACUGGUCUUGUGUUGAUAAAUGUGUUGCACCAAAACUAUUUGAAAAGCUCAAGUAAGUUUCUGUUUUAGGGUCAACUUAUUUGUAGCUCUCUUGCGGUGGAUAUUGUUUUUGAGCUCAAGGUAUGCAACCUUGGUCUUGUUUUGUUUUCAGCAACAAUUUCACAUGUUACAGUUUCUUAAUCACAGUUAAAGAAGAUUUUCUGAGUUUGUUAAA